UUCCACUCAUCCAAUCCUCUCUCUUUCCGUAAUGCACAACUCUAGAGAGAGAAAGGGAAAUCACUGUAGAAAGUAGAGAUGAUCAGGAAGAAGAACGACGACGACGACGAACGUUCCGGUUCGAAGUUUGAAGCGCGCGAGAUUAAGGUGGCCGAAAGCUUGAUACUCCUUCACAAAGGAAGAAUGCUGUACGAAAUUGAAGAUCGUUUACGACUCAAGUGGGGAUCCAAGAGGAGGAGAUCUGUACUCAACGACAAAGACUCGUCUCCUUCGGCCAUUCCGGUGGGCUCGCAGACGUUGAAGCUCGUUACUUGUGAUGUGGGGCCUAGUUCAACCGAGCCCGCGGUUAAAGAACCUCGCAUCACUGCCAAGUAUGAGAACUCAAGUCCUGCUUCGCCGCUUUCUUUUCCGCCGAGCGAAUCAGAGGAGAAGCCUAAUUUCUUGAAAAGAAAGCGCCCUGGAAGGAACAAAGAACAGUUGUCGAAGCUCAUAAACGAGUUUACAGAGGGCAAAGAACUGUUGACUAAAGAGCAUAGGACUGUGACUACAUAUUACGACAACCUGAAAGCGUUGAAUUCUGAUUUAAAGGCAAAGAUUGAGGAGAUUAAUGCAGGAAGUAAAAUAAGAACACCAAAAUUGGGAAUUGGUGAAAGCUCGAAUGCUGCGAUGGAAUCUUGCCAAAUCCAGUCUUGUCCCAGUCAACGGCUUGAUCAUCCGCCGUUGAUCACCAUCGAUCGUAGGGCUCAAGAAAGAGGGAACAACUACCAAAUUCCUGAUCUGAACGUGUCAGUACCAGAGGAGGAGUGCUGUUGGUCGGAAUAUCAUCCACCGUUCGAUGUAUCCGUGGCUGAUGUGAAGAAGGUGCAAAUGGCUGCUGAGGCUAGAAAAAAAAGGCUUAACAUCUGCAGGGUCAAGAGUCGGGUUUCUUCUGCCAACAAGCUGCGUUAUCCCUGUACCUGAUUGUCUUCUAUUCUUUCUAACCAUUAUUCUUAUUUAGAUAAGAUAUUUUUUUCCUACAGUAACAAUUAGGACUCAUUUUCUUUUAAAGUAGGAGGAAUUUUAUUCAGGGCAUUGUAUCUAAUUGGGUUUCUGAAAAUUGUAAAUUUGAUGGAAACUCUAUAACCAGAUUUUGGUCAGUUCUAUAGGAUUAAUUGAGCUGGGCUGUUGGUAUUCUUUUUGAGUAAUUUGACUCAAUAUAAUGAGUUUUGUCUUUUAAUCAA
This is a messenger RNA of Humulus lupulus (European hop), 1220 nucleotides long. RefSeq lists its product as uncharacterized. NCBI's taxonomy places the organism in Eukaryota, Viridiplantae, Streptophyta, Magnoliopsida, Rosales, Cannabaceae. Bases 79 to 960 code for a protein of 293 amino acids. The transcript has 4 exons. The record is from RefSeq and is a predicted model, not a curated record.